UUUACGGGCGGGAAGAGUGAACGAGGCUGCGUGUCGAUAGUGGCUUUAAAAUCCUACACUUUUCUUUUAAUUCUCCCCGCCAGCCUGUCGUUUAAAACUUUUUAAAUGUUUCUACAAUUGCAAUUUGUGGUGGAUACACUUUAAACGGAACAUUACAGGCUCGUUUUUUGCGUUUGCGCGGCCACGGAGCAGAUGGAGGACCUUCCCGCAGAUUCUGGCGGCGGUGGCGGGGAUACAUCAAGGCUGGGCCCCGCGGUGCAGGUGUCGGAUAUCCGCUACACGUCUGGGACGCACCCCUGUCGGCUCCUCGAGUGGAAAGUCAAGCCUGGCUCUCACGUCAAUGUGGACUCCGUGUUGGCGCUCUGCGUCCCCAUCGUGGCGAACAAGCGGGCAGCGACGACCAGGGUCCCGGAGAAGAAGGUGAAGUCGGACCGCGCGGGGGUCGUCAAGGAGCUGUGCUGUCAGCCCGGACAGGUCAUCCAGCCUGGGGGUGUCAUCGUCAGAAUAUUAGGAUGCAACCACCCUAUAGUGAUGAAAGGCUUAUGUGCUGAAUGUGGACAAGACCUGACUCAGCUGCAGAGCACAAAUGGGAACCAGCAAACUCCCAUCUCCACGGCAACAGUCUCCAUGGUGCACAGUGUGCCCGAGUUGAUGGUCAGCUCUGAGCAAGCAGAGCAGCUUGGCCGGGAGGACCAGCAGAGGCUGCACCGCAACAAAAAACUGGUCCUGAUGGUGGACUUGGACCAGACGCUCAUUCACACCACCGAUCAACACUGCCAGCAGAUGUCAAAUAAGGGCAUUUUCCACUUCCAGCUGGGGCGAGGAGAGCCAAUGCUCCACACACGACUACGCCCACAUUGCAAGGAAUUCCUGGAGAAAAUUGCCAAAUUGUACGAGUUGCACGUCUUCACGUUCGGGAGUCGCCUUUAUGCACAUACAAUUGCGGGCUUUUUGGACCCUGAAACAAAGCUGUUCUCCCACCGCAUCCUUUCGAGAGACGAAUGCAUCGACCCCUAUUCCAAGACUGGGAAUCUUAGGAAUCUUUUCCCCUGUGGGGAUUCAAUGGUCUGCAUCAUUGAUGACCGCGAAGACGUAUGGAAGUUUGCACCCAACCUCAUCACUGUAAAGAAAUAUGUCUACUUCGAAGGCAUCGGGGACAUGAACGCACCGCCCGGCUCGCAGGAAGCUGUCACAGCCAAGAAAGGAAGCCCACCAUGUCGUCAGUCAGAGAGCACAGAACCAUCAGAGACCCCCCGUGCGGACGAGCACAAUAACGGCCUCAGGAAAAAGUCGGUAAACGAGGGCGCCGCGGCGUCUCUGCGCUCUCAGGGAGUCCCCACAAAUGAACGGACGCAUCCCGCCGGGCCUGUGCAGGACGAUGCGUUGUUAAGUAAACCAUCCGAGGCUGAUGACGAGGCAUCUGAGGCCACGCCGAAGAAAACUCAGGGCGGUGAUAGCCAAGAAACCAGCAAAGAGGAGAGUGUUAGCAGGACAGGUGAUGCACAGGACAGUGCAAACUCUUUAACAGCAAAAGGUGACUCCAAUAAUCUAGACUUUGACCUUUCCAGUGACAGCGACAGCGAGUCCGUAAGAGACAAGACGGUGGCGGACGGUGACAGUGGUGUCAGCCAAGCAAAGACGUCUGAGCACGAAGGAACCUCCCAAGAUGACCAAGAAGAGACAAAAGAUAAAGCUCAAAGCGAGUCACAAACAAAUUCUGAUGUUCUUCUCCCCGAGCUUGGGAACGGCUGCUCAGACAGGAGGGAACCGGAAACCGAGUCGCAGAAUAGCGAACAAUCUGGGGUGACCAUGGGGGAGGAGCUCCUGGACCAGAGCAUGGAGGACGAGGAGGACGAGGAAGCGGACCACGACCAGGAUGAUCACCUCAUCUACCUGGAGGAAGUGCUGGAGAGGAUCCACACAGAGUACUACGCCCGCUAUGAGUCCUUCCUGAAGAAGGAGGCGCCCGACACGCCGGACAUUCGCAAGAUUGUUCCUGAGCUAAAGAGCAAGACCUUGGAAGGCACCACCUUAGUAUUCAGUGGCUUGUAUCCAACCAACUACACGUUUGAGAGGACUCGGGAGUACUACCACACCAAGGCACUGGGAGCAAAGAUCGGCAAGAAUUUGGUUCUUAACUCGCAGGAACCCAAUGUAACAACGCAUCUCAUUGCAGCAAAAUCUGGCACGGAGAAGGUCCGUCAGGCGUUGGGGUGCCAGCAUCUUCACGUGGUUAACCCUGAUUGGCUGUGGAGUUGCCUGGAGCGCUGGGAGAGGGUGGAGGAGUCGCUCUUCCCUCUAAAGGAGGACUACUCCAAGCAGACACGGAGCAACAGCCCAGCGGCUUUCCAAUGGGACACCCGGCAGCAGCCUCAUUUCCAACACCCCGCUCCAAUUCAACACAAACCUCCGCCACCACCUCCCGAGGUGCGAACCUACGACCCCAUCACCGGGAAGCUGAUUCGCAGGGCCCCUCGGGCAUUGCCGUCAGCGCCUUACCUCCAGACGUCGGGACCUUCUCUGUCUGAUCAACAAGAGCAGACGUACCUCAGGAGAACGCCAAAUAGUCAACAAGACGUGGCAGCGGGGCCCAGCCAGGAUGACAAGUCAUUAGGGCCAGCGCGUCGAGAGCGUCAGCCGAGCAUGUCAGAAACGAUGCCGCUAUACACGCUUUGCAAAGAGGAUCUAGAGAGCAUGGAUAAAGAGGUGGAUGACAUCCUUGGCGAGGAGAGCGACAACGAGAGUGAGGGACGAGGGAAAGAGAAAGCUGGUAAUGAGGAAGUAGAGGAAGAACAGCGGCAAGGAGCUGGACCCCUAACAGGAGGAAGAGGAGGAGGUCCUCAGGAGCUGACACUGGAUGAACAGGUCCAAGCGACAUCCAGUGGGACUACCGUGUCAAGGGGCCUCAAGCGAAGGCACGAUGAUGUCAUGGAAGAUGAGGACAAGACUGACGAGUCCUCUAAAGAAGAAGAGGAGGAGGAUGGCAGUUCCUCAGAGGCUGACGAGAUGGCAGCGGCGUUGGAGGCGGAGCUUAAUGACUUUAUGUGACGUGGGACGCUGACAAGCUGUAAUUAUUAUUAAAAGAAGAAUGAAUGUCCUGUACAGUAUUGCUGUGUUUCGUAGCGUUAAUAUUUGUCAUGAUCGCCCUCUCUUUUUUUUUCAGGCGGGCGUCAAUUAUUUUAUUGUGAAGAAAAUAAAUGGUAGGGGGAAAAAAAUGAAUAUACUUUUAACUUUUUGUAAUUAUUUAUUUAGAAUAAAGUGGCGAUAAACCUUCUAAAUGUGUCCGCUCAUGCCAAAGAAUUUGAAGUUGUGCAGCUAAAUUUCACUUUUUUGACUUCUCACAUCAUUUUGUACAUACAGUAGAGGACGAUGUCAUGUGAUUUUUAUUUUAUUUUUAAACACGCUUUUCGUGCACUUUGACCUUUUAACUCAAUCCGACCUUCUUGUUGUUCUCAGCUUUUUUUGGACAAAUUACACUGGAGCCAAUCAUCUUUCAUACUUGGUGGUUUUAAAAGCGACAUUCUUCGCAGCAGCUUCUACCGCUGGAAGGAAGUGAGGUACAAAUUGACUAUUUGAAGUGAAAAUAUGAACAUUAUUAAGAGGUUGUUUUUUUUUUACUACACCUGUUAGCACUGAUUUGAUGUACCUUUAUUUGCUAAAUCCUUGUGAUGUAUUUUUACCACAAAUAGGUGUCUUAAUGAAUGGUAAAAUGCAUAUUUGUGCUUAACAUUUUUGACCUCGGGGCCCAACUUUGCCACUACAGAGGGACCCACUCAAAUAUUAACUCUGAAAUAGUAAUCUUACUUUUGAUUUUAAUCAUAUUCAAUAAUUAUAUCUAACCGACUUACAGUAAAACAGGAUGAACCUUGUCAACCGAUGUGAAACCAUGUGUUAAUCACACAGAUUGUUAUUAAGGCUUAGGUCAGGCUGAUUGCAAAAAUACAUAUCAAAUGUGCUGCAAAAGAAAAAUAAAUACACAUUCAUUUUUGCAGUGCUAAAAUGAAUAAAUUCUUACUAAUUUAAUGAUAAAUAUUAAUAAUAUACAUGAUUCGUAACUAAACUGUCAAUAAAAUUUAAGUGCAAAUGAAAAUACAGCUUGACCACUUUUGUCAUAUUUUUUGCGCUUCAGAAACUUCACUACGACUUUAGCUCCAGACUUCUUCUGUUUGUUUAAUACUCUCAUCACUGCCACAAGUGGUGGAAAAGUGUAUUACAACUAAGUACUUUUUAUUUUUUAUUUUUAUUUAUUUUUUUUUUUUUAUGGGCGGCCUUCUAGUGGUUAAAAAACACUGCACUGAGCAACAUACAGUAUAUAUAUAUAAAAAAAAGAUAAUUCAAAUGUAUCUUUAUUUUAAAGCUGUGUAGCAAGAGUCCCUGAAAAACAUAUUUACAACAAAACAUUCUAGGAGGUCUGAAAUAAUGUUUGUAUAAAGAAAUCAGCUUAAAUUAAAAAAAAAAAAAAUUAUAUAUAGACAUUUUGUUUUGAAAGGUGCCCUCAUUGAGCUACAUCAGAAAUAAUCAUGUUGGGGUUAUCAUAUUUUUCAUUUUCACAUCAACCUUCUCCUGGCUCCAGUGUUAAAUACAGCUGUCAUUUCACGUUCUUAUUUCACUUUGUACUCGUGUUUUGUUGUGUUUUUUAGUCACAAACAAAUAGAUUAGAUAUACCAAGAGAGCUACUUUGU
Nerophis lumbriciformis (worm pipefish) is the source of this 4682-nucleotide messenger RNA. RefSeq names its product CTD (carboxy-terminal domain, RNA polymerase II, polypeptide A) phosphatase, subunit 1 (gene ctdp1). The record is from RefSeq and is a predicted model, not a curated record. Gene Ontology annotation, cellular component: nucleus. NCBI's taxonomy places the organism in Eukaryota, Metazoa, Chordata, Actinopteri, Syngnathiformes, Syngnathidae. Gene Ontology annotation, molecular function: RNA polymerase II CTD heptapeptide repeat phosphatase activity.